AUGUCUUCCUCGACUAAUUUUGCUGCAGUGGUGUUUCUAUCCUAUCCAUUGCUAGAUUUUGCCCCAUUUUUCGAAUUUUGUUGCCACAUACUGCCACGUUCGCUUCCUUCAACUCCACCCACUUCCCCUCAACGAGCCCAGUCUGCUGCGCGUCAAGCCGAGAGAAAUCAACAUAAUCUUGGCUCGCCUCCUGCACAACGUCUACCGCAAAAUGAUCCUGCCCCUGUAGCACCAGAUGCUCCCCAUAUUAAUAUUCCUCAUAUGCUAGGAAAUUCAAAUCAUGCUCAGAUCCCUGUGCAGAGAUUUCCAGGAAUUCCACACAAUGCAAUUGAGCGUCAUGAGGCGCAUCGUCAAUGGAGUGCUCAUCACCCACCACCACCCCCACCUGCUCCAGGCUUUGGCUAUUUUCCUCCUGGUCCCCCUCUUCCUCCUCCUGUCCCUGUCUAUCCUCCAGGAUUUGGUGGCUAUCAUCUCCCUCCUACUCCUGUCCCUGCCCCAGCUCCUGCUCCUGUCUAUCCUGCUGCUCAAAUGCCAAUGUAUGGUGCUGUAUAUUAUGAGGGUGCAGCUUGCCCUCAAAAUAUGCAAAAUGCCCAUCCCAUUCCUCAGCCUGGUGCUCAGGGAGCAAAGACGCAACAGACGAGAUCCUGCUCCAAAUCCACAACCUCCUGA
Molecule: messenger RNA, 669 nt
Organism: Suillus paluster
Lineage: Eukaryota; Fungi; Basidiomycota; Agaricomycetes; Boletales; Suillaceae
Exons: 4
Coding region: 1-669 (222 amino acids)
Source: RefSeq, a predicted model, not a curated record